Molecule: messenger RNA, 1232 nt
Organism: Plasmodium vivax (malaria parasite P. vivax)
Lineage: Eukaryota; Apicomplexa; Aconoidasida; Haemosporida; Plasmodiidae
Exons: 7
Coding region: 1-849 (282 amino acids)
Biological process (GO): dephosphorylation
Molecular function (GO): phosphatase activity
Source: RefSeq, a predicted model, not a curated record
AUGUGGAACCAACUGCAGGACGGAGAAAACCCAGACCCUGCUAGCAGCAGAGGCUUCGCAAGUGGGUUCAAAAAGUACAAAAGCUUCAUCUACAUUUUGCUGGUGAUCCUGGUCGUCUUUGGUAUCUUCAUUUCGUACUACGAGCUGAACGAGAAGCAGGUCGAUUUCGAACUGGACUGCAACGACCUGAACGAAAAAUGCCUUAUGUACAAAUACCCCGAAUUUAAGCCCCACCGACUUCGCAUCGUCGACGUGCACCCCGAGAACAACAACGUCCUCCUGAGGAGCAGCGCCCCCCUAUUCAACGGCGUAUUCUCGGAGGAGCUGCUGCGCAAGCACAUCAAGACGGUGAUGGAGGAUGCAAAGCUCAAGUACAGCGAUGACAUGCCCCUCCACAUCAUUUCCUUUUUGAGGAAUGACUCGAAGGAGGGAUGCUGCUACACCUCGCAAAGGUGCUACGCAAGAGACGCCAACAUCGUCAACCAGGUUCUUUUGGGUCACCAGGAGGAUCCCUACGAGGUGGAUUCGAAGACCCUGGAGAACGAGCUGAAGAGCCUCAACUGGGACACCGACCAACUCCUAAGCAGAAUCAACGAACUGAACGAAAAAUUCCAAACCAUGAAGAACACCAUCUUCAUAGUCCACUGCAGAAGGGGAAGAGAUCGAACGGGAGAGUACGUCGCUGCGUAUAAGAUGAUUGUGAAGAAGCAGGACUUCGACGCGGUGGUGAAAUCUAAUGAGGAGAUAGGCAAGGUGAAGGCGCCCUGCUUGAAUAUGCAGAAAUGGCUCUGCCUCUAUUUGGAGAAGGUCAUGGGCUACACGGACAGCGGCUGCUACGACUUUAGGUGAGCUUAACAGGUGGGGGAAGUUAGCAGAGGAGCUGAUUUGAAGAAGCGAACAGAAGAGGUUAUCCAGCGAAGCGACGGAUCCGUAAAACCUAUUAUGCCGCGGUGGAGAGAGGCAGUCAGCUCAGCUCGCCCACAUCAGCUCUCCCACCUCGCAGCUGCCUGGUCAAUGGCGGGCAUCUCUGUAGACGCAACUCCCGUGUGAAGAUUUACAGCUUGGCAUUCCCCACGUCCUAUUUUUUGGUGCGAUGCGUUCGGCUGGAAUGUGUUUAGCGGCCGUGCGUUUCCCACUCCCCCGUCAGAAUGAGCAUCUCCCGUCAGAAUGAACAUCUCCCAUUAGAAGUGAUCGAUCGAUCGACCCCCCACUCCGUCGCGCCCCUAUCCUCC